This is a messenger RNA of Nematolebias whitei (Rio pearlfish), 709 nucleotides long. RefSeq names its product ATP synthase membrane subunit ea (gene atp5mea). NCBI's taxonomy places the organism in Eukaryota, Metazoa, Chordata, Actinopteri, Cyprinodontiformes, Rivulidae. The transcript is spliced from 4 exons. Gene Ontology annotation, biological process: proton motive force-driven ATP synthesis. The record is from RefSeq and is a predicted model, not a curated record. Bases 2 to 235 code for a protein of 77 amino acids. Gene Ontology annotation, molecular function: proton transmembrane transporter activity.
GAUGUUUUCUUCUGACUUCAUCAUGGCGCCUCCAGUCGUAGUCUCGCCCCUCAUUAAGACCACCAGAUGGUCUGCUCUGCUGCUCGGUUUGCUCUAUGGGAAACAAAGGUUUGAUUACCUGAAGCCCAUAGCUGAGGAGGAGAGGAAGGUUGAAGAAGCAGAGAAGAAGCUCCGAGAACAGCAGGAGAGCAUUUACAAACGACUAUCAGAAGAUUCUGACACCAUCCUCAAAUGAACUGUUUAUAGACCAUCGAGGAAAUGUGUCAGUAUUGACAUCUGUUAUGAAUUGAACUCGAGCAAAACAGUUUGUUUUUCACAUUAUUUAUGUAACGUGUUAAUGAUGUGCAUUGUUAAAUCAUCUCCUGAAAAUAAUUUAUGGUCAAAUAAAAACCUCAGAGAUAAUUUUAUUUAUUUAUUUUAUUAUUUCUCAGAUCUUAUAAAAAUUUCAUUCAUCAGUUUUGUUUGUAGAGCAAGUAUUAGAAACACUGGCACUUCUUGUUCUGAGAGCAGCUAGUGCACCUGUCCUUCAUGGAGAGAUGAGCCUGAGGAAAAGUAUUGUUGUAAUCCAAGCCAGGUUUAGCUGUAAUCCCAGGAUUAGGGUCAGGGACCAGUAGUAAAAGUGCAGCGUGGGCAGAAGUUAUCCCCAGUACUCCUGUGUUGUGUAAUAUUUUAACACUACAGCAGAAGCUAUUGUAGAGUUCAGAGAGUU